AUGACUUCAAGAGACGGUUACCAGUGGACAGAGUCUUCCGGACUCGUUAAAGGCGUACCUAGCAUUGGUGUCAUUCAACCACCGACGAACAUCAAGGACGAGCAGGCAAUCUACGAUGUUAUUGUUGUCGGUGCCGGUUACUGUGGUCUUACAGCAGCCAGAGAUGCUGCAUUGUCAGGUCUCAAAGUGCUAUUACUCGAAGCUCGCGACAGGAUUGGUGGGCGUUCGUGGUCAUCCAACAUCGAGGGAUACCCUUUCGAGUUGGGUGGUACCUGGGUCAGUUGGGGCCAACCUCAUGUAUGGAGAGAAAUCUCCAGAUAUGAUAUGCGCAAUGAGCUGGAGAUCUCUCACGACUAUAGCAGAGGUGUCAAUCACUUUUCACUCAACUCCGCCAGCGGCAGUCGUAACAUGAGCCACGAGGACGAGGAUAGAUUGAUGGAAUCCGCUUUGAACAAAUUUGCCAAUGUCGACGGUCAGCACGGAAGGACUGUUAUGCCAUUCCCGCACAGCGAAAGCUACAGUCCAGAAGCCGCGAAGUACGAUAAGAUGUCUGUCGCCGACCGCAUGGAACAGAUCAAGGACGACCUAUCACCAGACGAACACACUGUCCUGCUUGGAUUUGUGCUGCUAUGCAGCUGCAGCACUCCGGAAAAGACCAGCUUCUACGAGUAUCUGCACUGGUGGGCCCUGUGCAACUACAGCUAUGAGUACUGCAUUGAGUAUCUCAUCAAGUACAAGUUCAAGGGUGGCCAAUCGAGCUUCGCCAUCAACUUCUUCAAGGAAGCUUGUGCGACAGGAAGAUUGUCGUAUGCUUUCAACACACCAGUCGCUACAAUCAAAGACAAUGGAAGUGACGUCCAGGUGACUGCAAGAGAUGGGAAAAUAUACAAGGCUGCCAGACUGAUCUCGGCAAUCCCCAUGAACAUCUUGAAGGACGUUGCUUUCAGCCCAGCAUUGAUUCCAGGGAAAUUGGAUGCUUCAAAUCGCGAGCAUGUGAACAAAUGUGUCAAAAUACAUGCCGAGGUUCGCGACCGCGACUUGAGGUCAUGGAGUGGUAUCACAUACCCGAACAAUAGCUUGAUGUAUGCUAUUGGUGACGGCACGACCCCUAGUGGCAACACUCAUAUCGUUGCUUUCGGCGGUUCGCAUAACAACAUCCAGCCAGAAAAGGACAUCAACAAGACCAUGCAGGCACUUCAAACGUUGACUCCCAUGGAUAUCGAACGAGUGGUAUUCCACAACUGGGCAGAUGACGAGUUUGCAAAGGGCGCUUGGUUCUUCUCUCCUCCAGGCCUUGUGACUGAGCAUCUUGAGGACCUCCGAGCUCCACAAGGCAACAUGUACUUUGCCAAUUCGGAUUGGGCGGUAGGCUGGAGAAGUUUUAUUGACGGCGCCAUUGAGGAGGGCACUCGAGCGGCUCUGGCAGUCAAGAGAGACAUUGACAGAACUCGAUUUGCACAUCUCUAG
This is a messenger RNA of Aureobasidium namibiae CBS 147.97, 1467 nucleotides long. RefSeq names its product monoamine oxidase N. Lineage: Eukaryota; Fungi; Ascomycota; Dothideomycetes; Dothideales; Saccotheciaceae. The coding region runs from base 1 to 1467 and encodes 488 amino acids. Gene Ontology annotation, molecular function: oxidoreductase activity. The record is from RefSeq and is a predicted model, not a curated record. The transcript has 4 exons.